CAUUGUGUGCUUAGCGAAAAAAAUAAUCGACUCAGGAAAAUGCGGCACUCUGGCUUUAAGAGGAAUGAGAUGGGAGGAGACUGUGGGGGUAAUGAAAAUGAGUUUAAGGAGGUGACAACAUAAAUAUUAAUCUAGAGGUUUGUCUCCUGCAGAUAGUCCACAGCUGGACAUGACAGACCUGACAGAAAGACGAGAGCGGUCUGCCUUUCAGCUUUUAUUAUCCGUAUGAACUUAUUUUACGGCGGUAUCUGCAGAAAGUGAGUCAUUUAGGGAGCGACUGUAGGAAAUGCACAAACUAUAAAAUCAGUCACAAUUAAACCGUACUGACUAACUUAACAUUUUUGAAAUCUAUUUAUAUAUUUAAACACCGGUCUGGUGUAGUAAACAUUUAAAGAAAACAUAUUGCAAUGGACACGACUGUUGACCAUUUCACCUCGGAGAAACUUUUCCCUAAUUCCAACCUGUUGGACCUUGAGGACUUGAAUGAAUCUGAUUUUCUCGGCAAUAUGCAUUUCUCAGAGCAAAUGGAGGAGUUCUCCAACGAGCUCUUCAGCAGCUUCUUUGAUGACCAUCUGCUGUCAGAGAGGAAUCCUCUACUGGACAUGGAGCUGGACCCUUCCAACCCUGCCAUCCAGGAAGAGCACAGCUACUCCCUCAGUGGAGACUCAGCCCCUCAGAGCCCCACCAUGCCCAUCCAGAUGGAUAAAGAGUCAGAAGGCCUGUGGUCCCUUGGCCAGAACCUGACAGCUGUUUUGGUGAAACAGGAGCCCAGCCUGCUCACAGAACCGUCCUCUUCCACCGCUCUGGUAGACAGUGCCCCCCACCAACUGAACCUUGCCCUUCCAGCACUGAAGGAGCACAACAACCUGGAGGACAUGGGGUCCAGCAAACAUAUCCUUUUGCCUGCUAUUAAAACAGAGCCAAAAGAAGCCAACUCCUCCCUCAACACUACACCAGACGAGCGGCUGCAGCUCCCGCCCACCCCACCGAGCAGCCAUGGCAGCGACAGUGACGGAUCGCAGAGCCCCCACUCCCUGCCUCCCCCCAGCCCAGCACGCCAGCCCACCCGCACCUCCGCGGCAAUCUCCACCUCGCCUCUCCUCACUGCUCCACAUAAGCUGCAGGGAACAUCGGGGCCCCUGAUGUUGACAGAGGAGGAGAAGCGAACCUUGAUCGCUGAGGGCUACCCUGUGCCCAACAAGUUGCCGCUGACUAAGACAGAGGAGAAGGCACUCAAGAGGGUCCGCAGGAAGAUCAAAAACAAGAUCUCAGCACAGGAGAGCCGCAGGAAGAAGAAGGAGUAUGUGGAAUGUCUGGAGAAGAAGGUAGAAACGUACACUUCUGAAAAUAACGAGUUGUGGAAGAAGGUGGAGACGCUGGAGAGUGCUAACAGGUCUCUCCUCCAGCAAUUGCAGAAGCUCCAGACUUUGGUGGCAGGAAAAGUCCCCCAGUUCUGCAAGAUGGCCUCCACCCAGACGGGGACCUGCCUCAUGGUGGUGCUGCUGUGCUUCGUCUUGGUGCUCGGCUCCUUCAUGCCAGGGCUGUCCGAGGUGUCCUCCAUGUCCCAAAUGGUGAAGUCUUCACCCCUGCCUCCAGCAGACAUCUACACAGCCAGCCACAUCCGUUCCCGCAGCCUCCUCUUCUACGACGAGGCUUCUCCGCUGGAGGAGCCCUACAGCGGCUUCCUGAAGAUGGAGGACGCCAGCGAGUGGGACGCCGCCUCCCGCAGCUUUACCAAGGAGCAGCCAGCAGCCAUUCCUCACGGAGAGCAUGAAACCAGCAAGUACCUGGACAAGGUCCACACGGAUCUGGUGGAUCUGAACAGGACGGGGACCAACUUCCUCGGUGAUAAAGAAGAGUACCAUGAAAGAAAGGCCAAACCCACUGGCAGCACAGAGUAUUUCUAGCCCAAAGGGCUGGAGCUGCCACUCCUGUGCAGUUUCCCACAGACUCGUGACCCUCAGUGGAUGUCUCCAGCUCCACAGCGCCCCCUUGUGUGCAUCCAUACCCCUGCCUUGUACCUUCAGAGCACCACCCAGAUUGCCAUGCAGAUGAGAGACAAAGAGGAAGUGUGAAUGGGCAGUCAGCGUCACCACAAGCAUGGAUAUCACUCUGAAUAAAGCGUCACAUUCUCUCGGGUUUUUCUUGGUGAUGGGGAGUGAAAGCAUGAGCAGCACAAGCUGUGCUCUGUGAGAUUUGUGUAAGUUUGUGGGGGGGUGGGUGGAGCACUUUAAUUAUUUUUGCCAACUCUAAAAUUGUGCAAUCACCCAUAUAAUUUUGUAAUUUAUUGAAGGAUUUCUCAAGGGUGAAUAUUAUAUUAGGAUAUUUUCAAAUUGUUUCAGAUACCAGCAUAUUUAGACGGCAGUAUUUCUAAGUCAUGCUCUGAGUUCAGUCUGUACCCUCUUACACAAUCAGAAAUGUUUUAUUGUUUUUAAUUAUAUUUUCUUUGUUAAUCCAAAUGGCUCGUUGUAAAGAGUGAGUGUGCGUGAAUUAUCUUAAAUACAAUCUGGGUAUUAAAGUAUCCUGUUAAUGUUAAUGGUCUAUGUGUGUGGGUGCAUGUGUCCGUGUGCGUGUGUGUCCGUGUGUCUGUGUGUCUGCGUCCGUGUGCGUGUGUCUGCAAAUAUACAGCUUCUGAUACAUGCUACCACGGAAUUUCUAACAUUUGCCUUUGAAAAUUAAGAUGUUUUGUUUACACUGUUUUAUCGUAACUGUUAGACAGUUUUCUACCUUAUUUCAUUAUUUCUGUAUUAAGAAAGUUUUGCAUGGGAAGCAAGAAACAAAAUUAAUAAAAUUAAUAUAAACUGACAAUAACUGAAAGAGUGAAAAGCUGGAUGACAUAUAUAUUUUAUUUCAGACGAAUGUUUCAGAUAAGACUUUCCAAAACAAUAGUGUUUCUGAACCACCUGGUUUUGGUUUUUGUUUUUAAUCAUUUUUUUUUUUAAUAAAACAUUGAAAUGUAUAUAUUCUACUAGCGUUUUGGAAAUAGUAUAUUCGUCAUUGUGUUAAAACAAGUCCACAAUUAAGCCUAUAGAGGCACUGGGUGGCAGGCAGUUGUAUAAUGGAAAGGGGGGAGUCAGACUGAACUCCGGAAAGGGAGCACCAAGUGGAUGGUUGAGCAAACUCCCAGGAAGAGGCCGAAACGGGCAGGUGUCAAGGCUCAAAGACGGGGGUGCCUCACCGAUUGAAAUGCAGAACCGUGUGCUAAUGCAUCUGCCGUUCACUGUCAGGCACCCCUCCUGGACAGAACAAGUAGUACAGCCCACCGAAGCUCCAGUAAAUAACUGUCACAGCAGCUGUUGUCCAGUGCAGAUGCAAAUCUCCCUGUAACCCACAGCUAUAGCAGGCCUGAGUCUCUGAACAGGUCAUUAUGCAUAUAAGCAGUAUAUAUUAAAAAAAGGAACCGGUAACUUGCAAAGCUUAUAAAAAUCCCUUUAAGAGCCAGAUAUCUCCUUUGCUAAUGAUUCGACCCCGAACCUAUUUGCUUAAAUGUGGACGACCCUCAAAGUGGAUACAGUAACACUGGAAUUUAUCAGUAUCUGCUCUCAUGAAAACCGUCUGAACAUUUCCCGCAGUGUAUGUAACCAUAGUUUGCCUGUGCUGUGUAAUAGCCUUCCCGUUUGUAUUUGCAUUUGUAAAUAUGAGUAGUGAAACUGUGCACUGUGUAAAAAAGGAAGAUAUUUUUAUAUCAGAAUUAUUAUAUUCAUUCGCCGUCUCUGGAUAUUGUGUGUUCUGUACAUGAAUUGGUUUCCCAUGAUUCACACAAAGCAGCAGAUUCACUAAAAGUGAGAUAUGGAGUGCUGGGGUUCUGUAAAUUAUAAAGAUAACUGAGUGCACCACCGAAACUGUUUAUUCCGUCUUUCAUUUUUAAUACUGUAUUUCUGUCCUAUCCUGUAGUUAGCAUGAAAGCAAUUAAAAAUGCAUCAGCAAA
Messenger RNA from Brienomyrus brachyistius, 3928 nucleotides. RefSeq names its product cyclic AMP-responsive element-binding protein 3-like protein 1. The record is from RefSeq and is a predicted model, not a curated record. The coding region runs from base 408 to 1907 and encodes 499 amino acids. The transcript has 12 exons. Gene Ontology annotation, molecular function: cAMP response element binding; DNA-binding transcription factor activity, RNA polymerase II-specific. Gene Ontology annotation, biological process: regulation of transcription by RNA polymerase II. NCBI's taxonomy places the organism in Eukaryota, Metazoa, Chordata, Actinopteri, Osteoglossiformes, Mormyridae.